AUGACCUUCACAGAAGAUCGGCGUCUCCGAAGAACUCUCCCAAUCCUUUUUUUUCUUCCCUUCCGAAACAAUCGUUUAUUUCUUUCACUUUCUUUUCUUUUUUCUCUUUUUUGCUUUUUUUUUUCAUUCUUUUUCCUCACUCAAAAUUUUCGGCCCUUUUUUUCUUUUAUCUAUUUUUUGCUUUCGUUUAUUAUCAUUCUAGAUUUUAGUUUCUUCUUUGUUUUUAGUAUUAAUAAGUUUUUUUUUCGCCCUUUAUUCUCACUCUUUCUUUCUUUCAUUUUUUUCUUUCUUUCUUUCUUUCUUUCUUUCUUUCUUUCAUUUUUUUUCUUUCUUUUUUUAUUGCUGUCCAUUCUUCCUUUUGUUUCUCUCCAUUCUUUUCGUUUGCCGAUUUCUCUUUAUUUAAUUUUCGUAGCUUUUCCUUUUUUUAUUUUUGAUUCCAUUGUUUUUUUUUGUUUUGUUUUUCAUUUUUCUUCUACUCCUUUCUUUUUUUUCUUUCUUUUUUUUUCUUUGUCUUUUCUUUAUUUUAUUUUCAUGUUCGUUUUCACGUUACAUUAUCUUUCUCCAUUCUUCCCCUUUAGUGGCAAUUUCUCUAUUCAUUUUCGCUGUUUUUCCUCUUACAUUUUUAAUUUCAUUUUUCUUUCUAAUGUUUUGUUAUAUAUAUCUUUCUUUUUUUCUUCUUUAUUUCAUUUUCCUUUUCUUUUCCUCCUUUCUGAUUUCUUUCGUUGUUUCUUUCGGUCCCCCCGCCUCAUCAUAUACCGUUCAUCCUGUUUUAAAUUAUUUACUUCCCUCCUUUUUAUAUCCUUUGUAUCUCGUUCAUUUGAUUUUUUGUUUGAUUACUUUUCUUAUUUACUUGUUUUCUUUUUAUAG
Messenger RNA from Acanthosepion pharaonis, 867 nucleotides. The record is from the annotation of a GenBank genome assembly. NCBI's taxonomy places the organism in Eukaryota, Metazoa, Mollusca, Cephalopoda, Sepiida, Sepiidae.